Molecule: messenger RNA, 1630 nt
Organism: Colius striatus (speckled mousebird)
Lineage: Eukaryota; Metazoa; Chordata; Aves; Coliiformes; Coliidae
Product: septin-4
Exons: 12
Coding region: 49-1464 (471 amino acids)
Biological process (GO): cytoskeleton-dependent cytokinesis; regulation of exocytosis
Cellular component (GO): septin ring; microtubule cytoskeleton; septin complex
Molecular function (GO): GTPase activity; molecular adaptor activity; GTP binding
Source: RefSeq, a predicted model, not a curated record
GGUGCAGCUCAGCAUCCUCCCCUGGGCACAGGGGAUGCCAGCUCUGCCAUGGCCACCUGUCCCGAGCUGCAGCCUGGGCAAGAGAUAAAGCGUUUCCUGAAGGAGGACUCGGAGGAGGCUGAGCUGAGCCAGCUGCUGCGGGAUUGCCCACCAGCUGACAGCCCCAGGAAGGUGGAGCCCCUGGAGAGCCGGCGGGAGCCUGGACACCCCCUCAGCAGUGUGGGCAGGGUCCCUCCUGAGGAAAUCACUGACGAGAGGGACUCCAGGGUCUUCUCCCACUCUCGGCCCUUGGAUUUCCAGCAACAUAUCGCUGCUCCUCCACCCCCCAGCCCCAACCGCCCACGGAGCCCCUGGGGGCAGCUGGACCCCUACGACUCCUCUGAGGAUGACAAGGAGUACGUGGGCUUCGCCACGCUGCCCAACCAGGUCCAUCGGAAGUCGGUGAAGAAGGGCUUUGACUUCACCCUGAUGGUGGCAGGGGAAUCGGGGUUGGGCAAGUCCACCCUGGUCAACAGCCUCUUCCUGACGGACAUGUACAGAGACCGCAAGCUGCUCAAUGCUGAAGAGCGCAUCACACAGACUGUGGAGAUCACCAAGCACGUGGUGGACAUCGAGGAGAAGGGCGUGAAGCUGCGCCUCACCAUCGUGGACACGCCGGGCUUUGGCGACGCCGUCAACAACACCGAGUGCUGGAAGCCGGUGGCUGACUACAUCGACCAGCAGUUCGAGCAGUAUUUCCGUGAUGAAAGUGGCCUGAACCGGAAGAACAUCCAGGACAACCGUGUCCAUUGCUGCAUCUAUUUCAUCUCCCCCUUCGGCCACGGCCUCCGGCCCCUGGAUGUGGAGUUCAUGAGAGCCCUGCACCAGCGGGUCAACAUCGUGCCGGUGCUGGCCAAGGCUGACACCCUGACCCCCGCCGAGGUGGAGCGUAUGAAGAACAAGAUCCGGGAGGAGAUCGACCAGUAUGGCAUCCGCAUCUACCAGUUCCCUGAGUGUGACUCGGAUGAAGAUGAGGAGUUCAAGCUGCAGGACCAGGCACUAAAGGAGAGCAUCCCCUUCGCCGUCAUCGGCAGCAACACCAUCGUGGAGGCCAAAGGCCGGCGUGUCCGUGGGCGCCUCUACCCCUGGGGCAUCGUGGAAGUGGAGAACCCGUCCCACUGCGACUUCGUGAAGCUGCGCACGAUGCUGGUGAGGACGCACAUGCAGGACCUGAAGGACGUGACGCGGGAGACGCACUACGAGAACUACCGCACACAGUGCAUCCAGAGCAUGACCCGCAUGGUGGUGAAGGAGAGGAACCGCAACAAGCUGACACGAGAGAGUGGGACUGAUUUUCCCAUCCCUGUCAUCCCCCCAGUGCCAGAUGUAGAGACAGAGAAGCUCAUCCGGGAGAAGGAUGAGGAGCUGCGGCGGAUGCAGGAGAUGCUCCAGAAGAUCCAGAAGCAGAUGAAGGACUCGCACUAGCCCCUUCCCUCCUCCUCCUCCCAGAUCAGAAAUGUUUACAUCACGCUCCAUCCUGCCCUGGCCCUGCUGUGAGACUUGGUACCAACACUGCACCCGCCACCUUAAACUGCUGCGGUAUCGCCUUAUCCACUGCCCUGGGGGCAGCGAGGGGACUGGGCACCUGCCC